This is a messenger RNA of Talaromyces rugulosus, 2178 nucleotides long. RefSeq lists its product as uncharacterized. Gene Ontology annotation, molecular function: metal ion binding; phosphatidylinositol-3-phosphate binding; ubiquitin binding. Gene Ontology annotation, biological process: protein targeting to vacuole; protein transport to vacuole involved in ubiquitin-dependent protein catabolic process via the multivesicular body sorting pathway. The record is from RefSeq and is a predicted model, not a curated record. The transcript has 5 exons. The coding region runs from base 1 to 2178 and encodes 725 amino acids. Gene Ontology annotation, cellular component: ESCRT-0 complex. NCBI's taxonomy places the organism in Eukaryota, Fungi, Ascomycota, Eurotiomycetes, Eurotiales, Trichocomaceae.
AUGGCAGGCUGGUUCUCAUCUACCUCUCCGCUCGAUGAGCAGAUCGAAAAGGCGACCUCAUCGUCCCUGGAGGACAUCGCCCUUAACUUAGAGAUAUCCGAUCUCGUUCGCUCGAAAAGCGUACAGCCCCGAGAUGCAAUGAAAGCUCUAAAACGACGCCUCGAGAACAAGAACCCAAAUAUACAGCUUGCUACUUUGAAGCUGACAGAUACCUGUGUCAAAAAUGGAGGAUCCCAUUUCCUCGCCGAAAUUGCAUCUCGCGAAUUCAUGGAUAAUCUCGUAUCCCUUUUGAAGUCUGAAGGAGUUCCGCUCAACCACGAAGUGAACCAAAAAAUGCUGGAGUUGAUACAAAACUGGGCCCUGGCCGCGCAGGGUAGGUUGGAGCUGAUUUAUCUUGGAGAGACAUACCGAAAGCUACAGAACGAGGGGUUCCACUUCCCGCCCAAAACCGAGGUGACGAGCAGUAUGUUGGACAGCAGUGCGCCGCCAGAGUGGAUUGACUCGGACGUUUGUAUGCGCUGUCGAACAGCGUUUACUUUUACGAAUAGAAAGCACCAUUGCCGCAACUGUGGUAACGUCUUCGAUGCCCAGUGUUCUAGCAAGACUAUACCUCUACCUCAUCUUGGAAUCCUGCAGCCAGUCAGGGUCGACGACGGAUGCUACGCUAAACUUACAUCUAGGAACUUUCCGUCGACCGGCCUUUCGGAACGCUCGGCUUUCAAGAAUACUUCAAUCACAAAGGCAGCUUCAUCUAUGGAACCACGAAGCGCUCGGGUGGAUUCAUCAUUUGACGAUGACUUGCGCCGGGCGUUGCAAUUGAGCUUAGAAGAGUCAGAGGGUCGCGGUAACUCUGGAUACACGCCACAACCGACUCAACCGACUCAACCAGUCCCUGCACAAACCACGAAACCAGACAUAAACAAUGCUGAGGAGGAAGAUGCCGAUUUGAAGGCCGCUAUCGAGGCGUCAUUAAGAGAUAUGGAAGAGCAAAAGCAAAAACAUACAGCGACAUUGAAAAGCUCAGCUGUAGCAGAAAGACGCAGUGAAAAUACCGUCAACGCGACUGUUUUGCCGAAAAAUUCAUAUGAGCUUAGCCCCGUGGAAGCCGAGAAUAUCAAUUUAUUUGCCACCCUUGUUGACCGUCUUCAACACCAGCCCCCUGGAACUAUUCUACGCGAACCACAAAUACAGGAACUUUACGACAGCAUAGGAUCUCUACGGCCGAAACUGGCGCGUUCAUAUGGCGAAACAAUGAGUAAACAUGAUGCUCUUCUCGAUCUACAUGCAAAGCUUUCCUCGGUAGUACGAUACUAUGACCGGAUGCUCGAAGAGCGCUUAUCAAGCGCAUACUCGCAACAUAAUAUUGGCCCCUACGGCUCGGCACCCCCUGGUCGACAGCCAUACAGUAAUUAUCCACCAUUAGGUCAGAAUCCACCAGAUGGUAGAGGAGCUGCGGAAAACUUUUAUUUAUCAAACGCUGCUCCCGACCAAUUCAACCCUACCUUCCAACCACAACAGCCGCAACACACUGGUGCCAGUUACGGCGCUGGUACUCCAGCUCCCGGGGUAGGAAGCCCUAGUCCGUACCCAACGCUGAACCCUGCUGGGGAAGCGCCGCCGAAUCAAGGAUGGAAUCAGAAUAACCCUCAGGCUUUCCGCCCUCCCUCGGUAGCCGAUUCUGUCUCAUACGCAGGACAGUAUGGGGUACCCCCCGCAGCUGUAGGUGCCUACCCUAGCCAUGGGCCAGCUCAAGAAUCUGGCCAAGUUGGCUCAGCGCCGUCGAGAGAAAGUGAAACGCCGUAUCAGCCGUCACCUAUAGCGAGACGUGAUUCCCAAUUCCAACAGACAGCGACUGGUCCUGGUCCUUAUUCCUCACCGCAGCAAUAUGCACCAACGGGCGAGCCACCACAACCAGGCUACCAGCACCAGGAUGCUGCUUCAGCUUAUCAACAAAGUCAUGAACCUCCUAUCUCGCAAUUCUCGCAGCAGUCCUCGCAUAGUUAUUCUCAACCUCCGCCGCCUGUCGCUUCAACCCAACCUCUUACGUCUCCUCCAGUUAAUGGCCCUUAUACAGGAUAUGCAGGCCCACAAGUACCUACCGCCUAUCCAACACACACGCAGUUCCAAGAACCUGCGCCACCUAAGCCGAUUGUGGAGGAGAGUUUGAUUGAUCUCUGA